UCGUGUUCAGUUAUUCAUCUAACAAAAAGCAUCAGCUAUGGCUCGUACCAAGCAGACCGCUCGUAAGUCUACCGGAGGAAAGGCUCCUCGCAAACAGUUGGCCACCAAGGCUGCUCGUAAGAGCGCUCCAGCCACCGGAGGAGUGAAGAAGCCCCACCGUUACCGACCAGGAACCGUCGCGCUGCGUGAGAUCCGCCGUUACCAGAAAUCCACCGAACUGCUGAUCCGCAAGUUGCCUUUCCAGCGUCUGGUGCGUGAGAUCGCUCAGGACUUCAAGACCGAUCUGCGCUUCCAGAGCUCGGCCGUCAUGGCCCUGCAGGAAGCCAGCGAGGCCUAUCUGGUCGGUCUGUUCGAAGAUACCAACCUGUGCGCCAUCCACGCCAAGCGUGUCACGAUUAUGCCAAAGGACAUCCAGCUGGCUCGCCGUAUCCGUGGUGAACGGGCUUAAAUGCUCUUAAUAGUGGAAUACAACAUCCAUCCGUGAUCUCAAGAUGAAAGUCUAUCAACAAAACGGCCCUUUUCAGGGCCACAAACUACAUUUCACAAGAAAGAGUUGAACAGAAUUUU
Ochlerotatus camptorhynchus is the source of this 567-nucleotide messenger RNA. Its product is annotated as histone H3. Lineage: Eukaryota; Metazoa; Arthropoda; Insecta; Diptera; Culicidae. Bases 38 to 448 code for a protein of 136 amino acids. The transcript has a single exon. Gene Ontology annotation, cellular component: nucleosome. The record is from RefSeq and is a predicted model, not a curated record. Gene Ontology annotation, molecular function: structural constituent of chromatin; DNA binding; protein heterodimerization activity.